AUGGCCCUCGUGGGUCGCCAGUACUCAACUGCCAUGGCCAUCACCGAUCCGCUCGUCAAAUACCGCACCCUCAUCUCCACCAAACUUCUCGCCCCAGACCCCUCUCAACACCGGCUGGCUAUCCAUCUUCAAAAACUGUAUACCCGUUUGAAAGACUACGCCCCGGAAGAGGACUAUCGGGAGCGCCUGAAGCAAGUCGCCGACAUCCCCGAGGCUCAGGACCCCGAAGAGGCCGCUGCAAGAUUGGCCAUGCCAAACCAUCCCAUAUGGGAUAACCCGCUGUUCAAGCAUGUGUCAAAGAAGAUCAUGCCCGAGACGAAAGACCCCAACCCGAUGGCUCUCGUCAGAGUCAUGACCAGCCUCGAGGGCGCCAUCACCAUCAACUCCCCUAGAGGUCUCUUCCUCUCAGGCGAAGUCGGCGUCGGCAAGUCGAUGUUGAUAGAUCUGCUGGCUCAGGGCCUGCCGACAGAGAAGAAGAGGCGGUGGCACUUCAACACGUUUAUGCUCUACACAUUCUCACAGCUCGAGAAGUUCCGUCGGUCUCACCCAGAGCUAAGCGGCAACGAGAAGGAGUACUCCAUGCUCUGGCUCGCCAAGAAACUUGUCGAGGAGUCUCCGAUCCUGUUCCUGGAUGAGUUCCAGCUUCCGGACAGGGCAGCAAGUAAGAUCCUGUCCCACCUGUUCAUAGCCUUCUUCCACCUCGGCGGGGUCCUCAUCGCAUCAUCCAACCGCAUGCCUGAAGAACUACAGAAGGCCAUCGGUGUCGAGUACACGGUCCCUCCGUCAGACGGUUUCCUGAAGAGUCUCUUUCUUGGUGGCGCACGAUCCAAGGCUACUCUCCACAGUCAAAACGACUUCGCAGCUUUUCUGGAAGUGUUGAAGGCGCGAUGCGACUUUUGGCACAUGGAAGGGGCAACGGACUUUAGACGUCGUGAAACUGGUGAGACUAUUGCAGUCGAGGCCCCUGUAGCUGGCUUUAUAGGUGGGGAGGAGCUGGCUAAGAAGGAGCCCAAAGACGAAACAUCAACACCUUCCAAGUACUUCCUGCUCACGCCCGACACAACCCCUUGGACAACUGCUCUAGCCCAGCACCUCUCCCACUCUUGGUCCUCAGCAACGCUGACAGUAUACGGCCGCACAAUCCCCAUCCCCCGCCAACACGGCGGCGUGGUUUACUGGGACUUUGACGCCCUCGUCGCGACCCUCGGCCCGGCCGACUACGUAACCAUGGCCUCGACCUACCACACCUUCAUCAUCGACAAUGUCCCUACCCUCACGGCCCUGCAGAAGAACGAAGCCCGCCGCUUCAUCACGCUCCUAGACGCCCUCUACGAAGCAAGGUGCAAGCUGUUCGUCCGCGCCCAAACGGGGCCCGACGAUCUCUUCUUCCCAGACAUCCGCGCCCAGGAGGAAGCUGUGGCGGCUGCUGCCGCCGCUGGGGAGGAGGUCGUCGACUCUGACGCGAUCCACUCUGAGACGAUCGCCGAGGUUUACCAGGACUCCGCGGCGCCGUUCAGACCCAACAUCUCCUUCUACGACACGGAACUUCCGACGGCCAAGUAUGACCCCGACCAAGACUCCGACUUUGGCAAGCUGGGUCACGUUGGUGGAGGCGGCGGGAGCCCCAACUUCAGCAACACGGCAGCAUUCACGGGUGAAGACGAGCGGUUUGCGUACCGUCGUGCGGCGAGCAGACUGUGGGAGCUGUGUAGCGAGGCAUGGCAUGCUCGAGGAGGUUCACCUGGGGAGUGGUGGACUCCUGUGCCCAGGGCGUCGCGGCACUGGGAGAACUCCUUGCCAUCCAAACCCAAGAAGGACGAGCCUCUGCCGCCGCGCGCCAGACAGGCGGAUGCCAUGAUGGGUCCGUCGAGGCCUGUUGACGGACCGUUCGGUACCGACAAGCUCGUUAUUGAAAGACGAGAAGCUUUGGAGGAGGCGGAGCGCAGGGUCGAGCAGUUCAGUGGGAGGUGA
Colletotrichum aenigma is the source of this 1971-nucleotide messenger RNA. Its product is annotated as Lactation elevated protein 1-like protein B. Gene Ontology annotation, cellular component: cytoplasm; mitochondrion. The record is from RefSeq and is a predicted model, not a curated record. NCBI's taxonomy places the organism in Eukaryota, Fungi, Ascomycota, Sordariomycetes, Glomerellales, Glomerellaceae. Bases 1 to 1971 code for a protein of 656 amino acids. Gene Ontology annotation, molecular function: ATP binding; ATP hydrolysis activity. The transcript has 2 exons.